GUUUGUCCCAUUUGCUCUGUUAAAGUUGCAAGUGACAUGUUAAGUCAUAUCACGAUUCAACAUGGACACCUAUUCAAGUUGCAGAGACGUCGCAGAUUACGUAGAGUUGCAAUUCCCAACAGUCAGGCACUUUCCCUUUUGGGCAGGGAUCUUCGCGAGGCCCAUCUGCAGGUGCUUCUAGGGGGUAGUGGCUACCGGUCAAAUAGUGCUACUUCAUCUAAUGCAGUGUCUGAUCCAUUCCUUUCAUCACUUGCUCUGAACUUCCCUGCAUCUGAAGCAGAAGACAUUUCAAAAUCUGUGGUAUCCAGUAUUGAGGACACUUCUAUGAAGAGUACACCGUCACAACAUAUAUGGAAAUCAAGUUUUGAUCAAUCAUUGAGUCAUGAAGAACGGGAAAAGAGAAUUAGGCAGGCUGCUGGAAGGUCUGUUUUUAUCCAAGACCUGCUUCUCUCGACUGUGUUGGCCGACUAG
Molecule: messenger RNA, 471 nt
Organism: Ilex paraguariensis (yerba mate)
Lineage: Eukaryota; Viridiplantae; Streptophyta; Magnoliopsida; Aquifoliales; Aquifoliaceae
Source: the annotation of a GenBank genome assembly